Verruconis gallopava is the source of this 1418-nucleotide messenger RNA. RefSeq lists its product as uncharacterized. The transcript is spliced from 3 exons. Gene Ontology annotation, molecular function: peroxiredoxin activity. Gene Ontology annotation, cellular component: cytosol; mitochondrion. NCBI's taxonomy places the organism in Eukaryota, Fungi, Ascomycota, Dothideomycetes, Venturiales, Sympoventuriaceae. The record is from RefSeq and is a predicted model, not a curated record. Bases 248 to 937 code for a protein of 229 amino acids. Gene Ontology annotation, biological process: cellular response to oxidative stress; cell redox homeostasis; cellular oxidant detoxification.
GCGUGAUUAACCAUAGCUUUGCAAGCUCUAGGCUGGGCCAAGCGAUUUUGCAAUCGCAGCCGACUGCUUAAAGAGGGGCAGGGCAGCGUCUCGUUCUUCCAGCUUAAGUUUUUUUUUUCUUCUCCUCGUUCAAACCUGCUCUCUUCUGCCCGCUCGUCCUCUGCGCCUCCAUAAAGUGCCUCAACAGCAGCACGAACCAGCUUCGCAGGACACUUCAACAAGCCUACAAAUACGACGACACAUCACAAUGGGCUCUGACCGUGUCGAACCUCUCCGCCUGGGUAGCAUUGCCCCCAACUUUGACGCCGAGACCACAAACGGCAAGAUCAAUUUCCACGAGUUCAUCGGAGACAGCUGGGUCAUCCUUUUCUCGCAUCCCGAGGACUACACCCCAGUCUGCACGACGGAGCUGGGUGCCUUCGCCAAGCUCGAGCCGGAGUUCACCAAGCGCAACACCAAGCUCAUUGGUCUCUCGGCCAACACCAUCGAGAGCCACAGCGGCUGGAUCAAGGAUAUCGACGAGAUCUCUGGCAGCAAGCUGACCUUCCCCAUCAUUGGUGAUAAGGACCGCAAGAUCGCUCUUGCGUACGACAUGAUCGACCAUCAGGACGCCACCAACGUUGACUCCAAGGGAAUUGCCUUUACGAUUCGCUCCGUCUUCAUCAUCGACCCAAAGAAGACCAUCCGCUUGAUCAUGUCGUACCCAGCCUCGACGGGCCGCAACACGGCCGAGGUCCUGCGCGUGCUGGACUCGCUGCAGACGGGCGACAAGAACAAGGUCACGACGCCCAUCAACUGGGUGCCCGGCGACGACGUGAUUGUGCAUCCGUCCGUCAAGACCGAGGACGCUAAGGCUCUCUACCCUGACCUGCGCAUUGUGAAGCCAUAUCUUCGCUUCACACCUCUGCCCAAGGAGAAGACCAGCGCGGCGGUCUAAGGGCUGGCGCGCUGAUCUGACGCGUGCGCGAACGGGUGGAAAGGGGAGGAAAAGCCGGCUGCGUACAUGAGGGAAAGGGUCCGCGAAAGAAUGCGACAGAACGGUGGGUUGGUGCGCGAUCGUGCAUGAUGUUUUGAAGUUGGGAGAUGUACGUUUGCCCUGCAUGACGGGGUAGCCAUUCAGGAUAGGGCAUUGAAGCAAAGAAAGGACGAGAAAAAAAAAAGAAAAGGAUGAUGGAUAGGGGCUGCGUGUCGGAGAUGGCGACGAGACAGCAGAAUGCAGGGCACAGGACGGUGGCAAGUAGGAAAGAUGAAUUCGCAUGAUACCUUGUUUUUGAGCGUUAGCUAAAAGGAGGCAAAUAAUAAAAAAAGCUUCAAAUGAUAACAAGGACAAUUGAAACGAAGAGAUCAGUCCAGCAAAAAGGAUUCACGCCAUCGGUGAAAACUCCGCUCGGGGAGGUGCAAUCAGAAUGCGGGGGUGU